AACUGAGGCAGCCGGGGAGGCGGCGGCCUGGCGGGCACCGGUCGGUCAGCCCCCGCCAUGGUCAUCAGCCGUCGGCGCCACUCUGGCUACUUGGCGGACGAUGAGGCCGGCCGCUUUGCUGGGCUGGAGGCCGUGCCCGCCCUGGCCGGGCCCCACCGGCCCCGCCGGGCCCCGAAGAUGGAGCCCUUCUCCGACUUCCUCAACUUCCUGGCGGAGCGGGACCUGCUGGACCGGCUGCAGGGCGUCGUGGACCGGGCGGCCGGGCAGGUGGCGGGGGCGGUGGCCGGGUCCCAGGAGGGCCCUCUGCCCCUCGGGCACAGGGACCGGCGGCACCGCCGCCCCUCUUCCUCCUCCUGGUCGCCCCCCUCGCCCUCCUCCUCCGGGCACCCCCGGGCCUGGGCAGCUGGCACCGCCUCGGGCACCGGCCGGCCCCCGCUCCCGCCCCUCAGGGAGCAGCUCUCCGCACAGGCCGCCCACCUCCUCCACAAGGCCUCGCCCUUCCGGCGGCUCCCGUCCCUCACGGCGCAGGCGCAGGCGUCGGCGCAGGCGCAGUGGCCGCGGCCGCGGGCGGCGAGGGCGCAGGCGCUGAUGUCGGCGCAGGCGCAGACGGCGGAGCGCGCAGCGGCGCUCCUAGUGGCCAAGUACCAGUACGAGCGCGCCCUGGCGCGGAGGCUGGGCUUCAUGUCCUUCUCCAUCACCGAGCUGCUCCUCGACCUAUUUUUGGGCUUCAAGCGCCUAAAAGGCUCCCGCAUCCGAAUUUCCUCCCACCUGGAUUGGGCAUCCCUCCUGAGGACUCUGGAGGAGGCGGACGAGGACCGGGAGAGGGCGGCCCAUCGAAGUUCCACCGACCAGGCCCGAGGCCUGCAGCAGGAGGAGGCCCAAACUUUGCUCCUGCAGGAGGAGAGGGAGGCCCAAGCUUUGCUCCUAAAGAAGGAGGAAGCCCAAGCUUUGCUCCUAAAGAAGGAGGAAGCCCAAGCUUUGCUCCUGCAGGAGGAGGAGGAGGCCCAAGCUUUGCACCUGCAGGAAGAGGAAGCCCAAGUUCUGCUCCUGCAGAAGGAGGAAGUCCAAGCUUUGCUCCUGCAGAAGGAGGAGGCCCAAGCUUUGCUCCUGCACAAGGAGGAGGCCCAAGCUUUGCUCCUGCAGAAGGAGGAGGCCCAAGCUUUGCUCCUGCAGGAGGAGGAGGCCCAAGCUUUGCUCCUGCAGAAGGAGGAGGCCCAAGCUUUGCUCCUGCAGGAGGAGGAGGCCCAAGUUCUGCUCUUGCAAGAGGAGAAGGGACAGGCCCAAGCCCCAAACUUGCUCCUGCAGGAGGGAGAGGCCCUGCUCCUGCAGCAAGGGGAGGCCCAAGCCCCAAACCUGCUUCAGCAGUUGGAGAAGGCCCUGCCCCUGCAGCUGCAGGAAGGGGAAGCCCACCCUGCCUCCCCGCAAGCCGUCGCUAGCCCUUGGCCCAUCCCGGCGGCCCAACCGCAAGUCCACCCGGACGGACCAGGCCCCUCCAAGGAGGUGGACUAGUCUGGACCCCCUCCCCUCCCCAAAUAAAGCCACC
Messenger RNA from Tachyglossus aculeatus (Australian echidna), 1543 nucleotides. RefSeq names its product coiled-coil domain containing 116 (gene CCDC116). Gene Ontology annotation, cellular component: centrosome. The transcript is spliced from 3 exons. The coding region runs from base 58 to 1509 and encodes 483 amino acids. NCBI's taxonomy places the organism in Eukaryota, Metazoa, Chordata, Mammalia, Monotremata, Tachyglossidae. The record is from RefSeq and is a predicted model, not a curated record.